AUGAAAAAUAAUAACUCCGUUACAAAAGCCUACAUUGUCAUCUUCACAUGUGCUACAACUCGAGCUAUCCACUUAGAAUUAGUUUCCGAUCUGCGUACUGACGUCUUCCUACUUGCAUUACAACGUUUUGUCUCUAGACGUUCACUUCCUCAUACAGUGUACACUGAUAAUGCCAUAACUUUCUGCGCUGCGGACAAAGAGCUGAAGUUAUUGUGGGAUACUAUAUCCUCUGCCAAGGCACAACAGUUUUAUGCCCACCACAACAUCAAAUGGAAAUUCAUCGCCCCCCGAGCGGCUUGGUGGGGAGGAUGGUGGGAAAGAAUGAUUGGCUCAAUUAAGCGAUGCCUUCGGAAAACAUUAGGUAAGGCUCUUUUGGAUGACGCUCGUUUGAUCACUGUAUUAUGUGAUAUUGAAGCCGCUCUUAACAGUAGACCGAUUGUCCACGAAUAUGGAAUAAAAGAUGACUCUGAGGAAGCUUUAACACCCUCGCACUUCCUCAUAGGAAAGAAAUUAACCAUUAUUCCUUCCAGCCCCACAAAUCCUGAAACAAAUUUAAAUCAUAUGUGGAAAAAUCGUCAACAUUUGAUGGACUCUUUUGGAAAAGAUGGCAAAAGGAAUAUUUGA
Molecule: messenger RNA, 624 nt
Organism: Stegodyphus dumicola
Lineage: Eukaryota; Metazoa; Arthropoda; Arachnida; Araneae; Eresidae
Source: RefSeq, a predicted model, not a curated record